AGGCAAGAAACCAACUCUCACCAGAGGAUUCAAUUGCUGGCGACCCUAUUCUUCAUACUUGUUACGCCCAUCUUCAUGGCCUUUGCCACCAGGACAUCUUCAGGUCAAACGACCGGACACUCCGCAGUCACAAGCCACAGCCACAGCCCGCCAUGCCUGCUCCCGCGACUUCCCUGCCUGGUGCGCCGAGCACGGCCCGCCGCAAGUCGUGCCUCGCCUGUACUCGCGCCAAACGCCGCUGCGAUCUCGGCCUCCCGCUGUGCUCACGCUGUGACGAGAGGGGCGUCGCCUGCGUCUAUGCUCCCGCUGUCGCGUCGCGCAGGCGUCGGCUGAACAAGGAAUCGAGCAUCGCCCAUCAACACCAUGUCCUGCCGCUAGACAACCGAAGCAACGACAUUGAUGUCGACGUCCACAUUGACACUGACAUCAAUGUAAGCAUCGACAUCGAUAUCGAUAAUGCCGACUUUGACGCCGCCAUGCUCGACCCGUGCCUCACGGGUCCUGGCCAACCUCGUCUCGGAUUCGAUAUGAUGAACUCAGUCUUCACCACAAACCUCUACAAUGCCACAACCACAUCAUCACCACUCGAAUCCUACUCCUCCUCCUUCUCGCCACCGUCGUUCUCCUUUUGGCCCCAGCUCACAAAAAACAACACUGAAAUCGCCAUAGUCCCCAGCACCAAGCCCCUGAUCGUGCUCCCCGACGACGCCGACGCCCUCCGCGCCGUCCUCGACCCGCGCCUGCACUACGCCAUUGCCCAGUUCUGCGGCGCCCCUGAGCAGUUGGCACUCUCCUGCCAGACCCCCUGGUCGCACCCUUUACUAUACCGUGACCGGCUGCCUAGGUCCAUCGCCAUUGCGCAGGCCUGCUGUGCCCUGCACGCCGCGCGGGGGCCGGGCAACGCAGCCAUGGUGUCGCGCAGCAUUGCCCACCACGCCCGGGAGCUGUGCUUGCUCCAGAACGAUUUAUCGUCGUCCGGGGCUAGAGGCGAGGACAGGGGAACGGGAGACCCGAUGCUGGACCUCCUCGCGCACACGCAGGCGCUCCUGCUCUACCACAUCAUGCUGCACUCUGACCUAGACCCCGUGGCCAGAAACACCCUGCCGCUGACGGCGCGGGCGCUGCAGAGGGCCAUGAUCCGCCUCCACGACCGCACGAGCGGCUUGUCCUCGCCGUAUCCCGUGGGCAGCGGCCCUUUGCGGACGUCCUCGUUCCGCGCGCCUGGUACUCCUGCCUCGUCAUCGUCCUCAUCUUCCAACUCCUCCUGCAACCCCUCCUCGCCGGCGAGCUACAAGCUAUCGAUGUUAGUCGUCCCGCCGAGCAACGGCAUGAGCCUGCCGGUGCCACUGCGACUUUUCGUAGCAGGAGGGGCAAGCGACAGCAGCCGCAAUAGCACCACGAGGCCCAUGCCGUCCUUCCUCGCCCUAUCCCCGCUAACCACCACACGCCAGGUCUGGCACGACUGGAUCAUCCACGAGUCGGCGCGGCGCUCGGUGCUCAUGGCGGGCAUGUUCCUAAUGCUACAGAUACUGCGCGCAGGCCAGUUCCCCUUCCCCUCCUCGUCCUCCUCUCAGGUUCCUCCCGCCGCCGCCGCAAGUAUCUUUGGUUUUGAGACUGCUCCUGCUGUUGGGGAAGACGAUGACCCGGACCCGUGCUGCGCGUCGAGGGACCUUUGUUUGAGCCCCUGGACGCUCUCAAGGGACUGCUGGGAGGCCGCUGACGCGGUGGACUUUGCGGUGGGGUGGAACAAGAAGGCGUUUACGGUGCUGAGUUGUGCCGAUCUCGAGCUCCGCGUCCACGAAAUCAACCCGCUCCACGUGGACACCUGCUCCAAGAUGAUUCUCACGCUGCUCCUGGGCAUCGACGAGACGAAAGGGUGGCUGCUCUCCCAAGGCGGCGUGAAGCUAUAGGAAGAGGGGUAGGGGGUUCUCUCGGACAGAUCCUUCCUGUCUUUCGAGCGAGGUAUGCUCGGAGCUGAUUAGCAUCCCAUCAUUCAGCUACCGUUUGUUCUUGGCCCUC
Messenger RNA from Microdochium trichocladiopsis, 2019 nucleotides. RefSeq lists its product as uncharacterized. The record is from RefSeq and is a predicted model, not a curated record. Gene Ontology annotation, biological process: positive regulation of transcription by RNA polymerase II. Gene Ontology annotation, cellular component: nucleus. Lineage: Eukaryota; Fungi; Ascomycota; Sordariomycetes; Xylariales; Microdochiaceae. Gene Ontology annotation, molecular function: DNA-binding transcription factor activity, RNA polymerase II-specific; zinc ion binding. The coding region runs from base 153 to 1910 and encodes 585 amino acids. The transcript has 2 exons.